Molecule: messenger RNA, 5097 nt
Organism: Clarias gariepinus (North African catfish)
Lineage: Eukaryota; Metazoa; Chordata; Actinopteri; Siluriformes; Clariidae
Gene: sv2bb
Product: synaptic vesicle glycoprotein 2Bb
Exons: 13
Coding region: 263-2260 (665 amino acids)
Biological process (GO): transmembrane transport; chemical synaptic transmission
Cellular component (GO): membrane
Molecular function (GO): transmembrane transporter activity
Source: RefSeq, a predicted model, not a curated record
CGUGUGUGUGUGUGAGAGUGAGUGUAAAAUCAGACCUACACACACACACACUGGAUCUCUCCACCUCUCCCUGGAGCUGUUUAAGGAAAUAUCAGAGCUUUUGGUGCUGAGUGAGUGUACUUUACGGAUCAAUAUGUUGUCCUGGAGCCAUGUGGACUGUCUGAGAUAGUGAGACUUUGACACCUUUUACACUUCCUCUCCAUCAGGAAAAACACACCUGUCUCCAGGGUUGCACUUGGAUCGCUGUAAUUUCUUUUCAAAAAUGGCCGACCCUUAUCAAAACACCUAUCAUCAUGGUGAUGGUUACCAGGCUGAAUACCAUGAGGAUGAAGACGCAGCAAGUGAUGUCACUGAGGGUCACGAUGAGGACGACCAGAUGUAUGAGGGCGAGUACCAGGGCAUCCCUCACCCAGAUGAUGUCAAAGGAGCAAGGUCAAAGGUCAGAGUUCGUGCCGAUCAGGAAGAAGACGAUGGACUGCCAGAGCAGUACGAGGAAAUCAUAGAGGACUGUGGACAUGGACGCUUCCAGUGGAGUCUAUUUGUAGUGCUCGGCUUGGCGCUGAUGGCCGACAGCGUCGAGUGUUUCGUCGUAGCGUUGGCUCUUCCCAGUGCUGAAAAGGAUAUGUGCAUGUCUAAUGCAGAGAAAGGCAUGCUGGGUCUGAUCGUUUUCCUGGGGAUGAUGUUCGGAGCGUUCACUUGGGGAGGAAUGGCCGAUAAAGUGGGACGACGUAAAUGUCUACUCAUUUCUCUCACCAUCAACUGCAUUGCUGUUUUCCUCUCAUCCUUUGCUCAGGGAUACGGAUUCUUCAUCUUCUUCAGACUCAUCUCUGGCUUCGGGAUUGGUGGCUCCGUUCCUAUCGUGUACUCGUAUUUCUCAGAGUUUCUGCAGAUGGAUAAGCGAGGAGAGCACCUGAGCUGGCUCUGUAUGUUCUGGAUGAUUGGUGGAAUUUAUGCUUCAUUUACUGCCUGGGGCAUCAUCCCUCACUACGGAUGGGGUUUCAGUAUGGGAUCAGAGUAUCAGUUUCACAGUUGGCGUGUGUUCGUGUUGGUGUGUGCGCUGCCAGCCGUCGCCUCCCUCAUCGGCCUCAUGUUCAUGCCCGAGAGUCCACGCUUCCUGCUGGAGCACGCUAAACACGACGAGGCCUGGAUGAUCCUGAAGCACGUUCACGACACUAACUGGAGAGCGAAAGGAGAACCUGAAAGAGUCUUCACCGUUUCACAGAUUAAGACGCCGAAGACACAGGAGGACGAGUUUUUUGAGAUUCAGACCUCUACAGGAACGCCGGUGCAGAGAUGGGCGGUCCGCACGGCCACGCUUAUCAAACUGGUGUUGAAGAACGUCAUGUCCCUCUUUGCUCAUGAUCUGAGGCUUGCUACUCUGCUCAUGGCUGUAAUUUGGUUCACGAUGGCUUUCAGUUACUACGGGUUGGCCGUGUGGUUCCCAGACAUGAUCAAGCAUCUCCAGUAUGAGGAGUACGAGUCCAAGGUGAAGAAUUUCCAUGGAGAGAAAAUCGAAAACUUCCACUUCAACUUCUCCCUGGAAAAUCAAAUCCACCAAGAUGGAAAAUACAUCAACGACAAGUUUAUCGGGAUCGAGAUGAAGUCAGUAAAGUUUGAGAACUCGCUUUUUGAGAAUUGUUUUUUUGAGGACAUCAGGUCCACAGACACGUAUUUUGAAAACUGCACCUUUAAUUCCACCACCUUCCUCAACACUGACUUUUCUAAGGAGAACUUCAUUGACUGUAGGACGGACGACACAACCUUCCUCGAACCCAAAAAGGGCUGUCAUCUAAACCUCAAGGCGGAGAACGACGUCCUCAUUUACCUGGUCAGCUUCUUGGGAAGUCUGGCCGUGCUUCCUGGGAACAUCAUAUCGGCAAUGUUCAUGGAUAAGAUCGGGAGAAUUAAAAUGAUUGGUGUCUCCAUGCUCAUCUCUGCCGGCUGCACCUUUUUCCUUUUCCUGAGUUACAGUCAGGCGGCCAUCAUCGCUCUGCAGUGUCUGUUCUGUGGCGUCAGCGUAGCGGCGUGGAACGGCAUUGAGGUCAUCACAGUGGAGCUUUAUCCCGCCUCUAAAAGAGCCACAGCGUUUGGUCUCCUGAAUGCAGUGUGUAAACUGGCGGCCAUCUUGGGCAGUUCCAUCUUUGCCUCCUUUGUGGGCGUCACCACAGUCAUUCCCAUCCUCCUGUCCUGUACUGCUCUGCUGUGUGGAGGACUGCUGGCUCUCAAACUGCCCGAAACCAGGGAAAAAGUUCUGCUGUGAUGGAAAGAACACGCGCAAACACACACACAUGGCUUGUAGGAAGAUGCUGUCUGAAACACAGUUUUUGUGUUAACUAGACAUGCUAGUAGACAAUAAAAUACCCAAUUAAACAUCCAGAGACCAAAAUCGCAUGUUUACAACUUUACUCCCCGCAUCCCAUUUUAGUCACAAUACUAAUAAUCAUCAAAUAAAAAUAUUAUCAGGUUAAAUCUCAUCACCUCAAACUAAUUAUUUUCACAAAGACAUUUAUACCUCAGCUCAUCAAACUCAGACUCGGAACUGAGCCGUUCAAAACUCGAACAUUGUCAGUGUAACAGAAGAAAUCCAGGAUUAAAAUAUCCAAGCUGAACAAAAAAAAUUAUCGAUAAAAGAACAGUAACAAACCUGUUUGGAUGUUUAUCACUGAAAAUUUUGGUGCCAGAAAGUAUAGAUGGUCUCAGCAGGUGGAGCUAACGGCACCGGUAGUAUCUGAUCGGUUACACCAAAUAACCUUAGUGAUAUGGUUUAGAUUUUUAUUGUAUCCAUGUUUGCAAUUUUUCUCUCCAAAAAAAUAACAAAACAAAAUUCAGUUAUAUGUCAGUGUUAAGAAAUGUUUUUUUAAAAAGUGUCCAAUUUUACAUCAGUGUUAUUUAACAGUAUUAUCGACAUGAUAAAUAUUCCAGUUUAUGAUUUGUCAAACAAUUAAUCGUCAGCCAAACUUUUCACGGUGAUGCAGUAAAAAUACUCUUAACUCUUUUACUAAACAAGAAGAAUAAUUUAAAUGAGCAGUCAGAGAAGGAAAGAAAGAAAAUCCAUGUUGGUCUGCAUUACACUUAACAUCAACAAAUGUUAAGUGUAAUGCAAAUGAAUGAUGUAAAAGGAAACCAAUAAUAUCCUGCACCUUCACUCACACCUGCUAUAAACAUGCAGAAAUAUGAAGCCUUUUAAAUUAGGCAAUUAAAAACAAUAGAGAUUUUAGAUAUCUCCGAAUACACAUCACUUUUUAGUAUUUAGUACGUUUUCAUACCAUAUUUUUCUUUCCCGACUAUUUCUUGUUUUGUUUUACCUUUUGUGAGAUUUCUGAAAGAUCCUGAUAAUUUUUUAAGUUUAGAUUUUUCCAUCUUUGCCAGAUUUGAUGAGGAGUGUAAGUUCUGAGCCAUUUAUCUUCUGUGUCGUUUUCUAUUUUUAUCGAUUUGUAAUCUCGUGUUCACACUGAAAGUGGUUUAAAGUAUAAGAGUGUGGAACAAAUGUUACCCUUUUAAAGUGGGACAUAGUCACAUGAUACAUUUCUCUUCACCUGCACUACUAUAUCCAAUUAUCUGCUUUAGUUCUGCGUUCAGCUAAAAGCUUUAAAAGUAAUUGUUGUGCAAUGUUCAUAUCACAAAUGAGUCAUUUCUCCUGUAUUAUGAACAUCACGAGUUCCUCCUCUCGGACUCAGACGUCAGUGAACACUGAGCAUUGUGUUUGGUCUGUACUGUGUUAAUUUGAGUCUUGUCUUCUCCCUGUCCUGCCACUGGUAUAUUUUUAGAUUAAUUUUUUGCUUGUUUGUUUGUUUUAACCUUUCUGUACCCCAUGAAAUACGUUAUUUAAUACAUUAAUAAUUUCUAUUGAAAACUGGCAUGAGUUUUUUAACAGCGCCACCUGCAGUACUGGAGCACCCAUACAUAACAGCUGACAUGAAAGUGUAGAAGGUGUUGAAGCUUGUAGGCUUAAAUACUGUAACCUUCUUUAAGUAUGCUGAGAACCUUAUCCGGAUUUCAGGUGGAGAAAUAAAUUCUUGUGGGCGCUAGGAUUAAAACCAUGACAACCGCUAGUAACGUGACCAGCAUAUAAUAAUUUGAAAUGGCUGCUGGUGUGAACAAAUGUUACAUCCUGAUUUCUGGGCUAGACUUGUUCAAAUGCCUGUUUCUUAAGUGUGCUAACUGUUAGCUGACAAGCUGCAUGUUUCCUCUCGUGGGCUGUGUCUGUUUGUCAGUGUCGUCGAGCCAAGCCAACAGUGUGAAUGGCUUCGCGUGUGUUUUGUGUUUUAGGUGUAAAUAGAAGUCAGAUGACUUAUACGACGAUGUGCAGAGCGUGUGUGAAAGCUUGAAUGUUUUGUAUUAGCAGGUCUUUUUGCAUGACGCAACACUGGAGGCUAAAGCUUACUUGCUACAUUAGCAUUAGCUCCAGAAGCCAUUAACGAAGCAAAUUUCACACACCGAAAACAUCUUAACAUUUUAUGUAAGAGGAAUGUUACGGUAGCUAACUUACAGUAAGCUCACUUAAAGACAUGUUGUGGUUUAUUUUUUAUAAAAUGCACUGCUAUAAGACAUUAAAUGCUAUAAAACAAUUUUUUGAUCAUACCAAUUAUCAUAAACCGAUUGCUGAUAUCUAUUUAUAACCAGUUCUGCCAUGUACUCGUUUCCUACAACUAUUUAAGGAACAGUUUGGACAAAAAUGCUAAUGCUAAUAACACUGACUGAAAGUGACCAGCCUUAGCAUGUUUGUUUGAUGAUAAACAAUACAAUUCAAACAAUAUUUGCAACAUUCACAACUUGUUCUGUAGAGUAAUUUAAUAAAAUUUUUGUUCUAGAUCUUUUUUUUUUAAACCUUCUCCUACACCAUUUGCCAAAUGCUAGCUACCCUGAUGCAUGCUAACAUGCUAACUUAACAUUGUUUACCAUUUACAGUGUUUAUGCAGGUUUUAUUUUCGGUGUGUGAGGAGUGUAGUUAGUGUUUCCGCCUUCUCUGUAUUUCAGGCUGUAUUUACACAGAGUGCUAAUCUAUUAUGCUAAUUAGCAUGAUUAGCUGUGCUAAUAGAGCAACUCAUACAAAACAGUUUUGAACACAGCACUUGUUUGCUUUAUAAAGUGUAUCAU